This is a messenger RNA of Megalops cyprinoides (Indo-Pacific tarpon), 2166 nucleotides long. RefSeq names its product FYN-binding protein 1. Gene Ontology annotation, cellular component: plasma membrane. The record is from RefSeq and is a predicted model, not a curated record. Gene Ontology annotation, molecular function: protein binding. The transcript has 17 exons. Lineage: Eukaryota; Metazoa; Chordata; Actinopteri; Elopiformes; Megalopidae. Gene Ontology annotation, biological process: integrin-mediated signaling pathway; protein localization to plasma membrane; T cell receptor signaling pathway. The coding region runs from base 1 to 2166 and encodes 721 amino acids.
AUGGCACGCUUCAACACAGGUAGCAACCAGAGAGAGGGCAUCCACAGCGGGCAGCCCAGCUUGGCCGCACACACCACCUCACCUACCGGGUCAUCACUGCAGGCCAGGAAGGUGGCCCUGGAGGGCAGGCAGUCAGGGGGCAUGGCCAGCAGCACCCCGAGCCCCAAGCCCAGCUUCCUGAAGGGUGCUGCCUCCAAUGCGGGCGCUGCAGAGGAGAAUGCUGACCAGGAGUUCCCCAAGCCAAAGUCCCUCGUCAGCAGGGUCCAAAAUGCCAAUGAGGGCAGGAAGCCCCCUUUCCCCAAGCAGCCACCGCUCAAACCCAAGCCCCUGGAGGCACCUCAGGACAACAUCCCAAAACCAGCUUUCCCCAAAGUCCCGCUGAAAAAGCCCUCUGUGGGUAACAUUGUGAUGGAUGCCACACCCCCCUUCCCCAAACUGCCCCCUACCCAGGCCAAACCCUCACCUGUCACAGAUGACCCUAAUUGUGAAGAUGGCGGGGAUGGCAGUGUCCCAGGCCCUUCCAAAAUGCCCCCUCUCCCAAAACAGAAGAGCUCAAUCAAGACGAUGCAAGCCCAGCUGAACAAGAGGGGUGCAGAGGAGUCUGGAGGAGUCAAAUCGAUCCCUGGUUUGGGCCGGAAACCCUCAGGAUUUCAGGCCUCUCAGAGUGUUGUGCACCAGGAUGAUGGCAGUGAGGAUGGGAUGGAGGGAGGUGUAAAAAGCAUGAACUCACAUACCCCUGCGGCCCCGAAGCCCAUCUUUACAGCACAGAAACCUGGCUUUGUGAGGAAGCCCCUGGGAUCCACCUCACAGAAUGAGAGCGAUGACCCCUCAGCCCCCAAGAAGAUAUCUUUGCCCAACAUUUUUGCCCUGGGCAGCCCUCCCCCCAAACCAAACAGACCCCCCUUUGUCAGCCUGGAAAAGUUCCGGAAUGAUGCAGAGUCCAUGAGUGAGGAUCCUGGGACGAAGACGGGUCCUUUUCCACCUCCUCCUCCUAAUGCCUCUCACCCCGUCAACCAUGUGGCCCCGCCCCUGGCCUCUCAUCCUGCCGCCCCUAGCCUCCCCCCUCGACCUCCUGGACCCCCCACCCAGCCUGAAGAGGAGAGCUAUGAUGAUGUAGGGGUCAUGAACUCCCCCCCUCCCCCACCCCCUGCAGGACACCCUCGCCAGAAACUAGAGGAAAGCGGAAGUGACGGGGAGAUGUACGAGGACCUAGACGAGAGAUGGGCUGCAAAGGAGAAAGAAAAGACCAAGAAACAAGACAAGGAAGAAAAGAAGCGGCUGGAGCAGGAGAAGAAAGAGCAGAAAGAGAAAGAGAAAAAGGAACAGGAGAUCAGGAAGAGGUUCAAGCUAACGGGGCCCAUCCAGGUGAUUCACCAGGUGAAGGUUCGGGUGGACUGCAAAGGGGGCAAGAAUGACCUCUCCCUGAGCCAAGGCGACCUCAUCGAGAUUGUGCGCACAACGGACAACCCCGGGGGGCGCUGGCUCGGCCGAAAGCAGGAUGGCUCCUAUGGCUAUGUGAAGAUCGAGUGUGUGGAGAUCAACUACGACAUCCUGAAGCGCCAACAAAAGGGGGCUUUGCUCCCGGGUCAGGAGGGCGACGGGCCAGAGCUGUACGACGACGUUGGCAUCCCAGAAAACACUUGGCUUAAAGGCAAAGAAGUGGCACCAUACCCAUUGCCUGAGGAUGGUGAUAUCUAUGAUGAUGUGGAGAACCCAAGUUCCAGGACACCUGAGGGCCCUUCUAACACAACAUGCGAAGAGAUCUAUGAUGACGUUGACUCACAGGGCUUCCCCCCUCCUCCACCCAUCAUCAGUCUUCCACAGAUGAAGUCAAAGGAAAAGGUAGAGGAGAGAGACCCCAAGAAGCAAAAAAAGUUUGAGAAGGAGGAGAAGGAGUUCAGGAAGAAGUUCAAAUUUGAGGGUGAGAUUCAGGUGCUCUACCAAGUGAACAUUGUCUCCACGUUGACCACUAAGAAAUGGGGAAGUAAAGACCUGCCACUAAAACCGGGAGAGAAGAUUGACAUCAUUGUAAAGCUCAUUGACAACAAGUUGAUUGGGAGGAAUCAGGAUGGGAAAAUUGGCUAUGUUUCAACCAGCAACAUCAUGGCAGAAGAAAGUGACAUCUAUGAUGAUGUUGGUGAAGAAUGCAUCUAUGACAACGACUGA